Molecule: messenger RNA, 555 nt
Organism: Bactrocera oleae (olive fruit fly)
Lineage: Eukaryota; Metazoa; Arthropoda; Insecta; Diptera; Tephritidae
Source: RefSeq, a predicted model, not a curated record
AUGAAGGAACCCGUCGAAAAAGAGAAACCCAAUUUCGGUCUAAGUGGAGCGUUAUUAGAAGAUACGAAUAAAGUUAAUGGCGUAGUUGUAAAAUAUGCUGAGCCGCCAGAAGCCCGAAAACCUAAACGUCGUUGGCGUCUAUACCCAUUCAAAGGUGAAACUGCGCUACCUACAUUGCAUAUACAUAGACAAAGCUGCUUCUUGGUUGGAAGAGAUCGAAAAGUAGCCGAUUUAGCUGUAGACCAUCCGAGUUGUUCAAAACAACAUGCCGCGCUACAAUAUCGGCUUGUACCAUUCGAACGCGAAGAUGGCACGCAGGGUAAACGUGUCCGGCUAUAUCUGAUUGAUUUGGAAUCUGCGAAUGGCACUUUUUUAAAUAACAAGAAAAUUGAGCCGCGGAAAUAUUAUGAAUUAAUUGAAAAGGAUGUUAUAAAAUUUGGCUUUAGUACACGAGAAUAUGUAUUAUUGCAUGAGAACAGCAAAGAAGAUCAAGAGGAUGAUGACGUAUUUGUUAAACCAGAACCGGAAGAUGUACCAGACGGACCAAACCCUUGA